AUGUUGCCCAUUGCUAUAUCUAUUGUCCCAAGCUCUCCCCCACAUUCGCAACCGCCGGUUUCGGGUAGCUCACCAGCCACAUGUGGCGGAAGGCUGAAAGAGUUCCAACCUACAUCCCCCAAUUUUCGUUUCAAUAUUCGCAACUCGUCGAGCAUGGACGAAACAGAACGACGAACGGUGAAGCGUUCGCGCUUCGACCAGACAGAGCCGGAACCCAAGAGGACAUCGCGAUUUGACCGUCGCUCUCGAUCUCCCCCGUCGCGUCGCUCUGAGCCCGGAAGAGAUCGUAGCCCCAUUGCAAAAGAUGCAACCCCCGAGGCAAGGAAAUCUCCAACUGAUGCUGCCGCUGCCGCUGCUGCCGCUGCGGCUCGCAUCAACGCGCAGCUCCAAGCUCGUAAGGGAAUCCAGCACGUCGAUGUGCCUCCCAUCAGGUCUGCUGAAACCGACUCACCACCGCCGCGAACAACUUCGACACCACAAAGCGCAAACAAGACAGCUCCGGCACUCGAUGGCGAGAUGUAUGUUGCAGAUGGCGACUAUAUCCAGGAUAUCGAAGUCAAUGACCUAAGGAAUCGCUACCUCCUUACCAAGGGGUCCACGCAGAAAAUGAUCAAAGACGAAACCGGCGCUGAUAUAACCACCCGUGGCAGCUACUAUCCCAACAAGAGUAUGGCAACCGCCGCGAAUCCUCCGUUGUACCUUCACAUCACGAGCACGAGCAAGUCUGGCUUGGAGGCUGCUGUCGCCAAGAUCAACGAACUUAUUCAACAGGAACUCCCUCAGCUUGUCGACGAAAGGCGUUUCCGCCGUCGAGACCAGGAGCAGGUUGAACGUGACGAGUUUGGUCGACGUAAAUGGCCCGAAGAGAAGAUCCCUAUCAGCCUAGAGCCCGUGCAUGGGUUCAAUUUGCGUGCUCAGGUCGUUGGACAUGGAGGUGCCUACGUAAAGCAUAUCCAGCAAGAGACAACUUGCCGUGUGCAGAUUAAGGGACGAGGUUCUGGGUAUCUCGAGGCAGCCACUAACCAGGAGAGCGAUGAAGACAUGUUCCUCCAUGUGACCGGUCCUGACCCCAAUAUGGUUGCGAAAGCAAAGGAGCUUUGCGAGGACCUAAUCGCCAAUGUCAAGGAACAGUACGAAGAGUUCAAGAGUCGUCCACCGCGCUACGGUGGCGACCGCUAUGGGGGGGAUCGUUACAAUGGUGGCGGUGACCGUAACCAUUCCCAUGGUGGCUCACACGGAGCUUCUCAUGGUUCAUAUGGCGGUUCUGGCUAUGGUGGAUACGGGUCUAACCCGGGUGGUGCUUCAAACAGUCCAGCCCCUGCUGGCGUGAACAGUCCGACGAAUGCUGCUGACUAUGCCGCCCAGUACGCCCAGUACUACGGUGGCGCAGACCCUUACGCAGCCUAUGGUGGUUAUGCUAACUAUGUUGCUAUGUACCAGCAAUACUAUGGAGCUCAGGCUCAAGCACAGGCUCCCGGCGCUCCUGGAGCCACCCCUGGGCAGUCAGCUUCACCUCCUCCUCCGCCCCCAAGUGAAGCCGCUCCUCCUCCUCCGCCCCCGCCCAGCUCGGCACCUCCCCCGCCUCCCCCUUCUGGGUCCCCUCCCGGAACAGGCGGGAGCUACGGUUCGCAAAGGGGAGCCAAAGAAUUACAGAUUUUGACAGAAAAGCAUGCCGCUGGAUAUGGAAUUCCAUGGCUCUGUCCAGAUAGCUCCGAGCUUUACCUAGCUAACGUACAGUCAACUUUAAGACUGUCGCGUCCGUCGCUCGUAACUCAAUACCCGAUCGAUCCUCCCUCCUCAGUAGGCGCAUCCAUCAAGUCAGCCCCGAUCCCUGCUUCGCUCGCGUACCAUUCCGAAGCUGCCUCGAACCCAUCUCCUUUCCUUCUCAGUCCUGCCGUCAACCUUCCAGUAUCGUUUGGUUCAGCAUAUGUCGGCGAGACUUUUAGCUGCACUCUUUGCGCGAACAAUGAACUACCAAUAGAUGCUGCCAAAAAUAUUCGCGAUGUGCGCAUCGAAGCAGAGAUGAAGACACCUGGUAUGGGUGCUGUUCAGCGCCUUGAGCUUGGCCCCUCAAAUGGCCAACCUGAAGUUGAUCUUGAGUCUGGAGGUACCUUGCAGAAAGUGGUCUCGUUCGAUCUUAAGGAGGAGGGUAACCACGUGCUUGCGGUAACAGUGAGCUACUACGAGGCGACAGAGACAAGUGGACGAACAAGAACUUUCCGGAAGCUGUACCAGUUUAUCUGCAAAGCUUCACUCAUCGUGCGCACCAAGGUGGGUCCCCUGAACUCCAACAACACUCAAGAACGCGGGCGAUGGGUGCUCGAGGCACAGCUGGAGAACUGUAGCGAAGACGUGGUGCAGCUGGAGAAGGUGGUACUAGAUACGGAGCCUGGGUUGCGGUAUCGAGACUGCAAUUGGGAGGCGAGCGGGAGCGAAAAGCCGGUGCUGCAUCCAGGUGAAGUGGAGCAGGUUUGCUUCGUGGUCGCGGAGGACGGCACCGAGUCGGGUGUGGAGGUGACACCGGACGGGAGGAUUAUCUUUGGAUCAUUGGGAAUUGGAUGGAGAGGUGAGAUGGGAAAUAGAGGAUAUCUGGCUACUGGGAAAUUAGGCACAAGGCGAGCCGCAGCACGAUGA
Molecule: messenger RNA, 2634 nt
Organism: Fusarium oxysporum Fo47
Lineage: Eukaryota; Fungi; Ascomycota; Sordariomycetes; Hypocreales; Nectriaceae
Exons: 11
Coding region: 1-2634 (877 amino acids)
Cellular component (GO): nucleus
Molecular function (GO): RNA binding
Source: RefSeq, a predicted model, not a curated record